Messenger RNA from Zea mays, 1174 nucleotides. RefSeq lists its product as uncharacterized. Bases 204 to 686 code for a protein of 160 amino acids. Gene Ontology annotation, molecular function: zinc ion binding; ubiquitin protein ligase activity. The record is from RefSeq and is marked provisional. Gene Ontology annotation, biological process: protein ubiquitination. Lineage: Eukaryota; Viridiplantae; Streptophyta; Magnoliopsida; Poales; Poaceae. The transcript has a single exon.
CCAUAUCCUCUCCAGCUUUCCGCUCCGCCCUUGUCGCUCGUCCAGCCACCGUGCCCGUGCCCGUGCCGCCGAGAAUUCUAUCCAGAAGCAAGCAACAAGAGCCCACCCCCGCUUCGCGCGCUCUUUCGUGCCAGGCAAACACAGAGCACAGCUAUCUGCUCGUGUCCCGGUCCGUCCAACUCGCUCGCUCGCUCAAUCCACUGAUGAUGGGGAUCCCGCUGGUGUGCUACUGCCUCGCCGUGCCCAAGCCGGUCAUCGCCUUCUGCAGGCUGCUCAGCGCCGUCAGGGACGCCGCCCUGCUGAUGCUGGCCGUGGUGGGGCUGUGCCGCUUCCCGCCCGACGGCGCGGUGGACGCCGGCCACCAGCCCGGCGAGGUGAAGGCCCGGCUCCCCGCCGUGGAGUACGGCCAGCUCCUGGCCGAGCACGACGAGCAGCAGCAGUCCGGCGACCACGACUGCGACGGGGACGCCGCGUCGUCGGAUUGCAUCGUGUGCCUCGAGACGCUGGAGGCGGCGGACGAGGUGCGGCGGCUGGGCAACUGCGCGCACGCCUUCCACCGCGCCUGCAUCGACCGCUGGAUCGACCUCGGCCGCGCGACCUGCCCGCUCUGCCGCUCCGACCUCCUGCCGCGCGCGCCGGGCUGGGCCAGCCGGCUCGGCCUGGGCCGGCUCACGCGCGUUCGGUGAGGAGGACCGUCUUCCAGGGCAGUUUUUAAUUUGUCUAUUGGAUGAUGGGGCGCGGACAGGUUAGCGACGGCGAUCGCCCGGGUGGUAUAACAGCUGCUCUGCCUGCCAUCAGCCAACCGCUAAUCUACGGGGGGGCUUCAUUAGUACGUAAAAGGCGCCUCACACUUGGUAUACGUAAAAGAUAUACUAGUUAUUAAUACGUUAAAGGAUUGAGUAUACGGCACCUAGAUGUUUCAUUUGUACACGAUUUUAAUUUCAGUCUCUCCUCGACCAUAUAAUAGUAAUUAAAUUAGUUCGUCAACUUAUUGUGCAACUUGGUGAGCUUAGCAGCAGCAAGUUUGCGCAACUGGCAGUGAUGAAUAAUUUAGCAACCAACUUGAAUCCUCUUAUCAUGAUCAUCUCGUCUCGUGUUGGGAACCGCUUGCUAAACACGAGCGUGGGUGUAAAUAAAGUGCCGAAACAGUCUGAUUUAGACUUUUUCUUCGAUC